AUGGCGGCUGCUGCACGUUGUGUUCGAACAUUUGCGAGAGCUUCGGUUCAGAUGUCGGUGAGUUGGCUUGAUCAAUGAUGUUAGCAUUUCUAAUACAAAUUCCCUAACGCUAAGAUGUUUUUUACAGAAAGCUGCUUUGUCUACGAACAGUAUACCAAAAGGUAUGUUGCUUAUUGUUGGUGUGCUGUUUACGUUGUGGACCGUUGUGGAGCUAACAAUUUGAAGCAAAUUAUUACAUAAUCUAAAGUUAUUUCUUUCACUUUUUAGCGAGAAGUAUAUCCUCUGCUGUUGGAAGUUCUAUUCUUAGAGACUGUGGAUUGUAAGUAUGCUUCCAUUGCAGUUCCUUUGUAUCUUGGAUCGCCUCUCUCAUUUUCUGUAUAGAUCAAAAUAUCAGCUGGGGCUACUUUUUCCAUAGAGGGAGUGGAAUCGUAUGAUAAUUGUCUAUCAUGUUGUAAAAAAAGGGAAAUUAUCAACAAGUUCUAAUGAUAUAUUUGUAUUUUAUGUCAGUAGUAUAAUAAACUGGUGGUUUCAUGAGGUGUAUAUCUGUCUGAUUUCGUUAAAACGUGGCCACUAGGUUUUCGCCUGGCACCAGGCACAGCCUGGCUCCAGGCCAGCCCGGUGUCCAAAAAUGUAGGGGGCGUGCCAUCUUGGUGGGUACAGCUGGAUAGCCCAGGGACUGCCUUAACAGUGGGUGGGUGGCUCAGGCCUGGGGGGGAAAAACUAGUGGGGUAGGGAGGGGGCUAGUUUGACACAACCCCUUCAGUAAGCAGCAGUGUUCACUAGAGGCUCUGACUGGUAAGUACCUUGUUCUUACUUUGCCCUAGCUAGCUGAAUCAGGCCUCUGCUGAGAAUGAUUAUCAUGAUAAUAACAGAGCUCAGUGGGAGGUCAUUCCCACUUUAAAUUCAGUGUCCAUCCCUGUAUAUUAAUCAAACUUUGUUGCUUACUUCGUUUUUCAAAAUAUCAAUCUCUAUCUCUUGCUGCCCUUGAAGUGAAGUGUGCAUGAUACUUGCAUUCCCUCACCAUCCAUUUGCUUAUUUGCUUAUUUCUGGUUAUUAGCUUGGAGCUCCUGAUAACUCGCCCUCCCGAUAACUCGAACAUUUGGAUUUCCCUUGGUUCAGGUUAUCGGGAGUCUACUGUAAUUUUUAUGGAUUUGGCUAGGGGUCACCUUCUUAGUGGUCCUUUAAGAAACCCUGAGGAUUUGUUUGUUUGUUUUUCUUUGUUACAGACUCAACACAAUAGCCAGAGAUAAUCUGUGUAAAAAUCUAGCCAGAAGACACACCAGACUGUCAGCAGCUGUCAGUAAGUUUAUACAUUUUUUACAUGUGUGAGUUCAUCAUAUGACAUUUCAAAGAGACAUACUGGAAGUUCUUGACAGCCCUGCCAACAUCUACAUCUUCCUCAUAUUCGAAACAUUUGCCAUCUGCAAAAAAUGAGCUGAAAUCCUUCUUCAGCAAUAAAAGUCAGAGAAGUUUGUUUUUGAAGCAGGUUUACCCUUAAGCAUUGAUGAUAACAAGGUACUUCAUUGUUGUGAAAGCAUUUUGAUAGUCUCUCUUUGUGAUGGGCCUGCAAACUAGUUUUACUCUGAUCGGAUUUUCUUUAUCAAGAUUAUUGGCAUUUUAGUGUAUGACAAUUGUAAUAUAUUAAUAAGCAACCUUUUAGAAAAGGUGUACGUCGAAUAAUUUUCUGGCAAAGCUUAAAGGCAUUUUUAUUUUUUGUUCACAUGACUCAUCACUGAAUAAUGUGCCUUUAAUGUUGCAUGACAGAGUUUAUUUGCUCUUGAUCUCAAAGUCCAGUCAACUGCUUUCAGAGCCCCGUUCCUUAUUCUGUAAAGUAUUAUUUUAUGGCGGAACAUUAUGGCUUGAGCAAGCUUUCUAAUACUAUUGAGAAUCGUUAGAAGUGAAGGGGACCCGCAAAUGGUAAUUGAAAGUGCAAAAGAAAGAGGUGCUGUCCCCCACCUCAAUCAUCCACAGAUAGUUUGUGGGAUCUUCAACUUAUGUGGUUUCCAAAUGGAGAGCUUGUUUUCUGGCCACGGGACAUUGGGGCUGCAAACAGCUUGCUGUUCACCUUACCAGAGGAACUAGAGUCUUGUCCUCUUUUAUUAAACUUCAUUACUUCAAAAUCUGAGACGUGAAUGUGAUGCCCUGAGAUUCUUUCAACUUUAUCCCCUGAUGCCAAUAAUAUAUAAUUUCAAACACUGUCAUUAACGUGCUGUUUGCAUAGACAAAUUACAUGAUGUAAUAUAUUCUGGACAUUAUAUAUGGAGAGUGAGGUCAUUUCAGGGAAAUCUCAGACCGAGGCCUUGAUAUAUGUCAGUACAUCAAGGCCAAGGUCUGAGAUUUCCCUGUAAUGACCAAAAUGGACAAGGUUAAUAAGUUAUUUAUUAUAUGGCCUUUUCAUUAUUGACCCGGAGCCUGCGAUCAAUUAAAACCAAUUACUGGUCAGUGGAUAACUUUAAAAAAAAACACAUCACCUCAGUGAGGUGCACACUUGAGCCCACAAUAGCGUCAGGUGACACUGGUCAGCAGAUACCCUUUUUGACAGCUGUCAAUUGACCAUAACAUGGAUGUCCAUAACAAUGUCCACUAUCAAGUUAAACACAGAUUGUAUAUGUCUUGGACACCUAGCUAGUAAUGCCAGGUCAUUACAAGAAAAUAAUGCCCGUUUAUUAAAAGAAAACAGCCAAUCAGAGCGUGCGUACUAUUGUAGCUAACACAUCCUCAAGACAACUAUUGGAAUUCAUAUUCAUCUACUUCCACGGCUAUUAGAGGAAGUCAUAAAUGAUUGUGUGCUAAUUGCAGUUAUUUUUAACUCAAAUUUAGAUCAAAUCUGGUUUACUUCUGUGGCUGAUAUAAUGUGUGAAGAGGAUGAGGGAAAUGGGGAUGAUGAAAUUGCAACAGAAGUUGUAUCAGAUGAGGAUGAAAUAUUGAGAGUUUGUCAUACCCUGAAGGCCAUGUGACGAAUGUAAUCUAACAGAUUUGCAGGCAGUCGGGGGAUUUAAAACUGUAAAUGCAUGAAAAUGGCCUUGUCAUCACUCUGCAAUAACAGUGUUCUUUCGAAGAUUGAAGUUCCAGUUAGUCACAUGAAAUUAAAGUACACGUAAUGAAAUGAACCAAUCACAACUUGUAGCAAAGUGAAACUAACCAGUGAAGACUGUUGGAACAUGCAUUAAACUAAAGUUUGAGUUGACUUGCAUCAUGAGGUUACUGAGCAGUACUUUUUAGACCUGUAGCACUGUUACUGUUAAAGGGGAUUGCAAGUUUUGAGUCUCAGCUAGAUGCAAACGAAAGCUGCCAAACAAUGCUUUCCUUUAGUACUUUGUAUGGUACUCUACAAAGUUUUGAUUUUGUGUUCUCUUGGAAGCAAAAUUUGUCCUUUUUAGUACCCUCCAAAAUAACUGGCAAAGAGGUUUCAUUUCAGUUGUCAUUUCAGUUUAUCCAAGGCUAUUAGUAAAGUCCAUAAUAAAUUUCUCUCAAUUUUGUUGCGAUUUGUGAUUGGUUCAGUUACUAUUACGUAUCACUAUUACUGUGGCUUACCUGAGAACACUACUUUGGUAACAGACAGUUUUUCUUUUUUUACGUUUGGAAGCAAAGUUUAAGGCAUUAUUUUUUUAAUUCCCAUAGGUUUCGUGGUGCUUAAUCCACCUCCCCUGGUAGAAAACUGCGAGACAGAUGAUGACAGUUUGGAGGCGGUUUGUGGAGAUGAUGACGAGACAUUUUCGUGCUGUAAAGAUACAAUACCGGGGCUCUGA
Molecule: messenger RNA, 3749 nt
Organism: Porites lobata
Lineage: Eukaryota; Metazoa; Cnidaria; Anthozoa; Scleractinia; Poritidae
Source: the annotation of a GenBank genome assembly